Messenger RNA from Cutaneotrichosporon oleaginosum, 897 nucleotides. RefSeq lists its product as uncharacterized. The record is from RefSeq and is a predicted model, not a curated record. NCBI's taxonomy places the organism in Eukaryota, Fungi, Basidiomycota, Tremellomycetes, Trichosporonales, Trichosporonaceae.
AUGGAGUUCUCCCCACCAAAGUACACCGCCUACGGCGCAACGAAUGGCGGUGAGGACGCCAGCGCGUCCUCCCCGCUUCUUGGCGAGUCGUCCGCCUCCCCCCAGAAGAAGAAGGGCAUGGCAGGCAUCGGUGCCGACGACUUUGCCGCGGCCGCGCUCGCCGCGCAGGCCGGCAGCAGCCGCAAUGCCUGGAUGGACCAGCCCGCCGAGGACGACCUGCCGGACGACUUCAAGAUCGGCGUUGUUGUUGCUGAUUGUGACGAGGCUAUUCGCCGCGCAUUCCUCCGCAAGGUCUACGCUAUCCUCCUUUGCCAGCUCGGCCUCACUGCUGUCGUUUCCGGCGCUCUCAUGUUCCCCGGUCCCGCAGCGUUUGUGCAGGACAACCCGUGGAUUAUCCUUGUCUCGGUAAUCUGCUCCUUUAUCUCUCUCUUCGGUGUCUACUGGAAGCGCCACAACUACCCGGCCAACAUGCUCGUCUUGACCGCCUUCACGUUCUUUGAGAGCAUCAUGAUCGGCACGACGUGUUCGUUCUACGACGCUAAGGUUGUUCUUCAAGCCCUCUUGAUUACUACAGGCGUGUUCGUCGGCCUCACGCUCUUCACGUUCCAGACCAAGCUUGACUUCUCGUCGUUCGGUCCCUUCCUCUUUGCUGGCGUCAUGGGUCUGAUCACCGCUGGCGUCGUCGGCAUCUUCCUGCCGUUCGGCAAGACCACAGACCUCGUCAUUGCGUGCAUCGGCGUGCUCAUCUUCUCCGGCUUUGUGCUGUACGACACGCAAAACAUCAUGAAGCGUCUCAGCGUAGACGAGGCCAUCCUCGGUGCGCUAAAUCUUUACCUCGAUUUCCUCAACCUCUUCCUCUACAUCCUGCGCAUUCUUAACAACACCAGCGAUGACUAA